Anastrepha obliqua is the source of this 4920-nucleotide messenger RNA. RefSeq lists its product as uncharacterized. The transcript has 10 exons. The record is from RefSeq and is a predicted model, not a curated record. Lineage: Eukaryota; Metazoa; Arthropoda; Insecta; Diptera; Tephritidae. Bases 606 to 4916 code for a protein of 1436 amino acids. Gene Ontology annotation, molecular function: calcium ion binding.
UCUAUGACUUUUAAUAAAUACUGUGCUGCACUGUGUUGAGAGCUCCUAAAAUAUUUUUCGGAGAAAUUAAGUACUCAAAAGAAAAGUUUCAAAAUCCAGCGUGAAAAAUAUCUAUGAAAAAUACUGUAUGCGAGCAUAUCCCUCAAGUGGCUUACUUUCGUACGUGAUUGUGCGUGUUUAAGUGCGUGCUAAUCCUACUGCGUUUUGAAGCGCUCGCGUUGUUGCGCUCACGAGCAGAUGCGCAUGCACUUGUGUUGUUUAUUCACUUGAAUACUGUUUGCUGUUCGCUGACUGCUAAUCAACAUCUCUCUGCCUUUUGCUGUUUCGCUGCACAUAUCGCUAUUUCUUCGGCAUCUGAGGCAAGCGUGAGACGAGUGUGUGUGGCUGUGUGUGUGUGGAUUAGGCUGCUGCCGCUGCUGCUGUAACGAGACGCGCCUAUAAAGUGAAGUAUGAAGCACAGCCGUGAAUCUGAGCAAACAUGAAUGCCUACCAUACAUCUUUAGACAAAACAAACUUAAAUUAAAAAUCAAAAUUGAAAAAAUACUUUAGUUGGCUAGUGAAACGCAUACAUACGAAUAUACUUAACGACAUUCUUAUCAUUGGUGAUGCGUCGAAAAGUGGAGCGACACAGCAGCGCACUGCAGCCAACGGCUACAGCGACGGCUACGGCAACAGUGAUGGCUGUAACAAAAAUACCAAAACCCCACAAAAGCCAAAAUUCCUCAACGGCGGCCACAAGAAUAAUGCGAACGCUCAGUUGGCCACUUUCAAUGGCAAAAAUGCAGCACAGUGGGCCGACAUGCACAGUAAGGUGGCUGGGAUUGUUGACGCUGCAGCUGCUAUUGCUGGCCACACGUAAUAUUGAGUGUCUGCAGGACGAAUUCGCACAUCCCUCCAUUUCACAAAUAUCUCCGAAAUCUAGCAAUCAAGUAAUAGCCGACGGCUUGUCUUUGCACACCACAUCGAACCUGAGGAUCGAGAGCACAAUUGCAGACACAUCCAUGGCCGAUCAUAUACUACCGAUUGAUGAGGUCCCGCUGAGUCACGAAGAUAACGAAACACGCCAACAUAUACGCAUAGAACGAUCCGCCUUGCCCAUACUGAAUGACAAUUACCCAAAAUCUGGUCCCAAUGAUGUGCAUUUUCCUAGUGAUACAGAGAAGGAAGCUGGUGCUGGACGCUACUUUCAAUACAACAUCAAACCGACGGUCACACUGAACGACGCAAGCUCUGAGGCACCGGAACGCACACAACGCGUUCGUGCAGGCAAAACAUUUAAGCCAACAUUUAGUGGCAUUGCAGUGCCGUCUAUGGCAGCUACAGCUUCAGCUUCAGCAUCGGAUUCUUUUUUAGUGAAAGGGGACCUACGACCGCUUAUGUCGGGGUCCCCGAUCAAUCCGACGCGCAGUAUUGCUACCUCGACGGCGGCCACUGCCACGGCAUUGUCACAUAAUCCGCGUCAAAACUCUAACCCCGAUAUACAAGAUAUCAUAACGGGCAUCGUGAAGCUGUUGAAUGGCAAUGUGAACGUUCAUGCAAAUACACAGGGCCAUCGACGUCCGUCAGCUAGUCGCAUCAAUAACCGCGGACCGCCACGUAUCUCUGAUGUGCAGACGUUACCGAUCGAUUACGAUACGCAAAAGAAACCAUUGGGUUCGUCCAAUCGCCCACCACCUUAUACUGGACUAUUUGAUCGUCCCGAGCGGCCGUUUAUUACAGGUGUGCCAAUACCGGAACAAAUUGUGCCUUUACGACCGGGUUUCAUUAGUCAACGGCCGCCGUGGCAUAGACCCAAACCACGUCCUCCGAUUACUACAGCUAUAGGUGGCAGACGCCCCAUACCGCAGUACAAGCCGCUGCCGACUUCACAAUUGGCACCGCCGGCUGCGGAAGAAUCUCCAAUCCCUGCUAAAGAAACACCAGAGGCGCCGACAUUACAACAUUCUGCAGAAACUGAAAUAUCUGUACCGCCGGACUACAAUGAUGCAAACGCAGACAUGCCCAAGCCAACCGACGCCUCCUAUGAUUCUGAAUUUUCAAAUGAAGAUACCAAUUCACAAUAUAUUGAGGUGUCCGAUCAAGACUCUAAUGAAACUGCCGAUGCAGCGCCUAUGACGGUGGAGAGUGCAGAAUUGGAAGAGGAAGAAUCCGCGCCCACACAGGCUUCACCGCCACCUAUGAAGAAAGAUGAAUACAGCAACAAGAAGAAACCCACGAAGCAUAAGACGGCCGACAAGAAGAAACCAACUCAAGGCGUUCUUACGGCACAAAUCGAGGCAAGCUCUGUUGCAAACACUGAAAUGCAAAUGUCUUCAACUUACGCACCUAUGCCCAUGGAGAAUAUCGAGGGUCUUGGUCUUGAUCCAUCUACCGAAGAGGUCAUUUUCAUGACGCCGAGUAAGACGCCUGUACUCGAGAGCACCUCCAAACAGGCUGAUGCCGCUUUAUCUAAUAUAUUAACCACACAGAACUCAAUAGCAACGGCUGCAUUACCAGACACAGUUACGAGCUCAAUUGAGUUGAGCUCAGCGAGUAGCACUGAACUGCUGGCAACUAUUGCACCCGCUCCAACUAAUAUCACUCCCAUACCUUCCACUACCACUACCACCACCACCACCAAAAUUUUUACUACCACUACAACCAAUUCUAUGUCCGUCGCUACGACAGCAGCGACGUCCACUGCUAACACCAUCCCUACGCCAUUACCACAACCACCAAACGACUACCAACCACGUCCAGGUAUUGUACUUGAUGACCCUGAAUUCAAACCAGGUGGAAGACCCCGACCCCCACGACCUCAACAAUCCCGUCCUUUAGAUCCGCAACAGAUGCCGCCAACCCAUAUUCAACCCACACGACAACAUUUGCCUCCGGGCUAUGGCGAAAUCUUUGAUGUUACACUCUCGGCUAUACAAGGACCAGGGUCUGUGGGCGGUUCACAGCAAACGAUCAACAUCAAACCGUAUGGCUCCUAUGGUAGCGGUGGUGGUCAUCAAGGCGACAUCAUAGUGUCUGCGGCAGAUUCGCCCAUUGGAGUACCCACAACGCCAGCAACGGCCAUACCACAAUUACCUGGUGGCGGAGUGACACAUUUACCUGGAACUGGUAGUGGUAGCGGUAGCGGAAGCGGAAGCAGUGGAAAUGGUAGCGGCGGUGGUAAUAAUGCAGCUACUCAAAACACUCUACCCAGCCUGGGGUCGGGAUAUGGUAUACCGGAGACGGAGGUUGUGGAUUUAGAACCGACGAAAUCGAACAGCGUGAAAACGCAAUCGCCCACCACUAAUGCUGGACCAACGCGACCGAUUUAUCGAUCACGACCGACGCAACCGCCAGUGCGUAUAGACACUUGCAUCGUGGGCGAUGACUCAACUUGUGACCAAGCGCAACAUGAACGCUGUAAAACAGAGAAUGGAGUCUCGAGUUGUCACUGUCGACCGGGUUACUCGCGCCGCAAGCAUCGGGAACCGUGUAGAAAAGUUAUAUCCUUUUACCUGGGCAUGCGCGUCGAUCGUAUUUAUGAGCAUCGCAUUGUGUGGGAUAAUAAAUUGUUGGAUAAGCAUAGUGAGCCCUACGGACAGCUGAGCUACGAGUCGAUACGCGCAAUCGACUCCGCCAUGUCGAUGACACCCUACUCGGAUGAGUUUAUGGAAGCGCGCGUCAACAAUAUCUACCGUGGCGACCCAAAUUUCGGUGGCAGCGGUGUGUAUGUGAACAUGACGAUUAAACUCGAUGAAAGUGUUGAAACGCUUCGUCCCAACUUGCGCGCUGAUGUACAAAAACACUUGCUUGGUGUGCUCCACCGGCGCAACAAUAACAUUGGCAACUCUGUACUCUAUGUGACGUCACCGGAAAGCGCCAUAACUGCCUUGCAUGAUCUGGACGAAUGCCAGUCGCGCGAGUUGAAUGAUUGCCAUGCGAGUGCCACCUGUUCGAAUUCAUGGGGUAGUUUUCGUUGCGCCUGCGAGACGGGCAUGCGUGAUCCAUGGGCCGAUCAACCACAGCGCGCCGGUCGUGACUGUCAAUCGUGUCCAGACUCGUACUGCAAUAAUCGUGGCACUUGCAGCUAUAACGAAGAAGGAAAUCAGGUUUGCUCUUGCGAUUCUAGCCACUAUGGUGGCCAAUGUGAAAUCGAUGGCGAAGUGCUGGGUGUGGCCAUUGGUGCCUCCUUAGCUGCUGUUGUUAUCAUUGUAUUGACUUUGGUUUGUCUGAUAAUGUGGUCGCGUCGUUGGCAACGCGAACAGAAAAAUGCCAUAGGUUCGCCGGUGUUUGGAUACAUGAAUACGGCACCAAUGAAAUCGGCCGGUUUGCCGGGACAACCGGGCUAUCAAGUGACUUUGGAAGAUCGCAUGCGCUGGGCGCAGAUUGCUGAUGUAAUGGCACAGACAAACCAUUACGGGGCUGAACCAGUGGGACCCACACGUCCGUCAUCGGCAAUGUUCGCUUAUCCAAAUCUACAGACAAUGGGUAUAGGCACCCUUGGCGGCAUGUCGAUGCAGAGCACCAUGCAGAUGCAUCAGUCUGGCAGUAUGGCACCACCGGUUCCUCUGCCACGAAGACUGGGGUUGAGUUCACGAUCGAACGGCAUGCGAACGCUGGAGAAUUCCAGCUCGAGCGAAGAGGAGGAUCGAACCGAUCUGCUCGGACGUAAUUUUCAAGUACCACGACCAAAGAGUAGAAGCAAUGGCAGCAUAGCGAAUCAAUCGGGCAUCUACUAUGAUGUAGAUUAUGAGCCAUCAGGCAAUGGCAUUGGCAAUACGAGUGUGGACCAUUUAUAUGGUUCACAAAAUCAGUCAUCAUCGCACUCGCAUACGCACUCACACUCGCACAGUGGCAAUAAUCACAUACCAGGACCACAAGGUAUACCAAUGAGCACUUACACAUCAGGAAGAGGUCCAAGUAGUUACUAUAUGAAAUAGUAUA